This is a messenger RNA of Cooperia oncophora, 525 nucleotides long. NCBI's taxonomy places the organism in Eukaryota, Metazoa, Nematoda, Chromadorea, Rhabditida, Trichostrongylidae. The record is from the annotation of a GenBank genome assembly.
AUGUGGCUUAUUCUGUUGCAAGCCAUAAGAUAUACGCAGUCCGCUCCAGUUCUAUCACCACUUCUUGAGGGAAAUGACGGUUAUCUUAUUAAGGAAUACAUUAACGCCAUCACUGCCUAUGGUCCAGGACUGGGACGCCAUAUUCCUACGUCGACCUUUCAUAUGACAACAUUCCAUUCGUUGGAAAGAUUCCUGUUCUUGGAAAGGAAGGUACUUCCUCCAAACUGGGAAUCUCUCCCUUCUACCCGCCACAAGGAAACCCCAGCAACCCUUUCCCACCCCUGUACAGGAUGUGUAGCCGUACCACUUGACGAAGAGGCGCUACAUGGAGAACCACUCUUCCCACCAGAGCUAGUCUUACCGUGGGAGAAAAAAGAAAAAGGUGAAGAUAAUACGGUCGAGAAGCCGACUGAUCCAUUUGGAAUCACAUCAGAGCUGGUUGAAAAGAAUGGACUAGUUUCAUGGCCUAAUGAGAAACUGGAUUCGUCAACAGGAGAACUAGAAGAAACCAAGGCAGGCAAGUAG